Diceros bicornis minor is the source of this 8015-nucleotide messenger RNA. RefSeq names its product ribosomal protein S6 kinase A6 (gene RPS6KA6). Gene Ontology annotation, molecular function: ATP binding; magnesium ion binding; ribosomal protein S6 kinase activity. Lineage: Eukaryota; Metazoa; Chordata; Mammalia; Perissodactyla; Rhinocerotidae. Gene Ontology annotation, biological process: protein phosphorylation. The transcript is spliced from 22 exons. The record is from RefSeq and is a predicted model, not a curated record. The coding region runs from base 284 to 2518 and encodes 744 amino acids.
CGAGCGACAGUCGCGGCGGCGGCAGUGGUGAGCACGAGCCGAGCGGCAGCUUUCGGAGAGGCAGCACGGAGUUGUCUUCUCUAUGGGGAGUAGUAGCUUGCGGCGACGGCACCCCCCCCCCCGCUGCUAGCCUCUGAGGGACCCCGCGGCACGGGCAGCGGUCGCUGAAGGCGGGGCUGGGGGUCUUGGCGGCAGCGGCGGCGGCAGCAGGCAAGCUCAAAAGACAGGAUGCGUGGCCGCCACAGCGGUUGGCAGCUCCUGUUCGAGUGCUCCUGAAGGGGCGAUGCUACCGUUCGCUCCUCCGGAGGAGCCCUGGGACCGGGAAAUGGAGGUGUUCGGCGGCGGCGCGAGCAGCGGCGAGGUGAAUGGUCUUAAAAUGGUUGAUGAGCCAAUGGAAGAAGGAGAAGCAGAUUCUUGCCAAGAUGAUGGAGUUGUUAAAGAAAUCCCUAUUACUCAUCACGUUAAGGAAGGAUAUGAGAAAGCAGAUCCUGCACAGUUUGAGUUGCUCAAGGUUCUUGGUCAGGGAUCCUUUGGAAAGGUUUUUCUCGUUAGAAAGAAGACCGGUCCUGAUGCUGGGCAGCUCUAUGCAAUGAAGGUGUUAAAAAAAGCUUCUUUAAAAGUUCGAGACAGAGUUCGGACAAAGAUGGAGAGGGAUAUACUGGUGGAAGUAAAUCAUCCGUUUAUUGUUAAAUUGCACUAUGCCUUUCAGACUGAAGGGAAGCUGUAUUUAAUAUUGGAUUUUCUCAGGGGAGGAGAUGUCUUCACAAGAUUAUCCAAAGAGGUUCUGUUUACAGAGGAAGAUGUGAAAUUCUACCUUGCAGAACUGGCCCUUGCUUUGGAUCAUCUGCACCGAUUAGGAAUUGUAUAUAGAGACCUGAAGCCAGAAAACAUUUUGCUUGAUGAAGUAGGACAUAUCAAGUUAACAGAUUUUGGACUCAGCAAGGAAUCAGUAGAUCAAGAAAAGAAGGCUUACUCAUUUUGUGGUACAGUGGAGUAUAUGGCACCUGAAGUAGUAAAUAGGAGAGGUCAUUCCCAGAGUGCUGAUUGGUGGUCAUAUGGUGUACUUAUGUUUGAGAUGCUUACUGGUACUCUGCCAUUUCAAGGUAAAGACAGAAAUGAGACCAUGAAUAUGAUAUUAAAAGCAAAACUUGGAAUGCCUCAGUUUCUUAGUGCUGAAGCACAAAGUCUUCUAAGGAUGUUAUUCAAAAGGAAUCCAGCAAAUAGAUUAGGAUCAGAAGGAGUUGAGGAAAUCAAAAGACAUCUUUUUUUUGCAAAUAUUGACUGGAAUAAAUUAUAUAAAAGAGAAGUUCAACCUCCUUUCAAACCUGCGUCUGGAAAACCAGAUGAUACUUUUUGUUUUGAUCCUGAAUAUACUGCAAAAACUCCUAAAGAUUCUCCUGGUUUGCCAGCCAGUGCUAAUGCUCAUCAGCUCUUCAAAGGAUUCAGCUUUGUUGCAACUUCUAUUGCAGAAGAAUAUAAAAUCACUCCUAUUACAAGUGCAAAUGUAUUACCAAUCAUUCAGAUAAAUGGAAAUGCUGCACAAUUUGGUGACGUUUAUGAAUUGAAAGAGGAUAUUGGUAUUGGCUCCUAUUCUGUUUGCAAGCGGUGCAUACAUAUAGCUACCAACAUGGAAUUUGCAGUGAAGAUCAUUGACAAAAGUAAGAGAGACCCCUCAGAAGAAAUUGAAAUUUUGAUGCGCUAUGGACAACACCCCAAUAUUAUCACUUUAAAGGAUGUUUAUGAUGAUGGUAGAUAUGUUUACCUUGUUACGGAUUUGAUGAAAGGAGGAGAGCUACUUGACCGUAUUCUCAAGCAAAAAUGUUUCUCAGAACGAGAAGCUAGUGAUGUACUAUUCAUAAUAACCAAGACAGUUGACUAUCUUCAUUGUCAAGGAGUUGUUCAUCGUGAUCUUAAACCUAGUAAUAUUUUGUACAUGGAUGAAUCAGCCAAUGCAGACUCCAUUAGGAUCUGUGAUUUUGGGUUUGCAAAACAACUUCGAGGAGAAAAUGGACUUCUCUUAACUCCAUGCUACACUGCAAACUUUGUAGCACCUGAGGUUCUUAUGCAACAGGGCUAUGAUGCUGCUUGUGAUAUUUGGAGUCUGGGAGUCCUCUUUUACACGAUGUUGGCUGGCUACACUCCAUUUGCUAAUGGCCCCAAUGACACUCCUGAGGAGAUACUGCUGCGUAUAGGCAAUGGAAAGUUCUCUUUGAGUGGUGGAAACUGGGACAAUAUUUCAGAUGGAGCAAAGGAUUUACUUUCCCAUAUGCUACAUAUGGACCCACAUCAGCGGUACACUACAGAACAAGUAUUAAAACACUCAUGGAUCAUCCACAGAGACCAGUUGCCGAAUGAUCAGCCAAAUAGAAAUGAUACAUCCCAUGUCAUUAAGGGAGCAGUAGUUGCCACAUAUUCUGCCCUGACUCACAAGACCUUUCAACCAGUCCUAGAGCCUGUUGCUGCUUCAAGCUUAGCUCAGCGACGGAGCAUGAAAAAGCGAACAUCAACUGGCCUGUAAGAUUUCCAGUGUUCCUCAGCCAAACUGGAUGAAGAGAAAAUUAAAUGUAUGGCUUUUUGCCUAAUCUUAUAUCAGAGGCAUAGUUUUCUGCUACAUUACUUGAAUAUUCUGUUUAAGCCUCCUUUUUUAGGGGGAGUGAGAUAAAAAAAAACAUACACAGGUCCACAAUAUUCAUACUAUGUUUUCCAGUAGUGUCCAAAUGUUUAUUUAAGUAUAUAUAAUUGGUGUCCACAAGGUCCUGACAACUUCUCUGCACACUAACUUCUAAAGUUCCUUUCAAAUCAAGUUACUUUAAUAGUUCUUCUGGUUUCAUACAAUAAUGGUUUGGAGAAUCAUUACCAACAAUCAAGAUGCAAAUAUAAUGGUGUAAUGCUAAGCAAUGUCAGUAUUUUUUAACAUCAGAUCCUGAAGGAUAGGCUUUUUUUUAAGAAAGCAAAACAAACAAAAGAUGUACUGUAGGAACCUGUUAUUGUGUACAGCCAAAGGACUCCAUUCAUUUGACUCUGUAGUUACUAAAAUAUAGACAUAGUAGUUUGGUGCCAGAGCAAAAUUCAUUUGUGCUAAUAUGUGAACUCCUGAAAUGGUUGGUGCCAAAUUUUUAUAGAAUUAAAUCACAGAUAAUAUAUGCAGACAGACCUGUAUAGUAUCCAUAAGUGGCCUCAUGUAGAAAUAAAGAUUUCCAUAAGGCUUCUGUGACUUUUACAUCUAAUGGAAUUGUAGUACAAGUGAAGAAUUUUUUAGCCAAAGGCUUUAUGUUGAUGUUGUAAUCUGCUAAAUAGGUCAUAGCUAAGCCUUUGAAAAUAAAGUACAUGGUGUUGAUACUACGUUGGUGUUAUGUAAGCUGACUUUCAAGUUAACCAAUUUGAUUUUAUCAUCUAUUUCCUUUAUAAUGAACUACACUGUUAUUUUUUGGACUUCCAUGUGGUUUGAAUCACAGUGUAGCAUAUUAAUCUACCUUGAAUCCUAUGGUAAUAUAAUUGAAAUUUUACUGUACUGGGCUUUGCAUACAUGAUAUGACAUGUUUCAGUAAACUUUAGAUAAUGCUACAUCAAGAAGAUAAACUAACAUUUUAAAUGGGAAGUAAUAUUAAUGAUCUACAUAAAAUUUGAACACAUUUUGAAAUCAUAUUUAUUAAAAAAAGAUCUGGCCGAAUUGGUCUUAUUAUUAAAUUUAUGAUUCAGAACCACUGUGUAGGAUGUAUUAUUUUCUCUAAAUGAUGAGAUUUUAAAGAAUCUUUUUGUGUUGAAGAAAAUAUCAUUACUACUACUACUACUAUUGCUACUACUACCACUACUACUGACAGAAAGAACUCAUGAAUGUAAACUGGAGGAUAUUACAGUUUUGUUUAGUGAAUAUAAGUGAACUACUUGUGUGUGCUAGGUGUACUGUUUGCUGUGUAUUUUAUUUUGCUUAGUUCAGAGAGAGAGUUGAUUGCUGAGUGCUGAAGUAUACAAUUUAGGAGACUUGUAACUUCGGUAUUUAAUAAAAGAAACUAUAUAUAUUCUCUUUAUAAUGUAAGUGAUAUAUAUUCCAUGCACAAAGAUCUGUUUCUUGGAUGUGAUUUAUAAAAGUACAUGUCCUUAUUUUGAGAUGUCGUUUUGCAAUAAUUGAAAGACAUGAAAGAACAUCUAAUGCUACAUGGAAAACAUAUGGCACUAAGAAAAUGACUGAUAUCGUCAUCUUGUGGAUUUUAUGUCCCAAUUUGGCUUUUUCUUUCUUCAUUUUGCUUUAUUACUAGAAGUACUUGCAUGUAACAAUUUGUGUCUGUAUAUUCUAGCUUAUUUUCCUUGUCGUUAUCUUAUUUGUGCUGUUAUGCCUUCUUAUCAGAAUUGAUAUGACAAACCCAGAGGUAUGAUUUUGGUGUUGAACUUUUCAGAACAGAGAUACUAUUUUCAUGUAUGCUUUUCUAGCAAUAGAAUUAGGGUAAGUGAAAUUGGAAAAUGAAAAAUGAUCACAAAAUAACUUUCAACCUUUUCAUAUUCAAUAGUUUUUAAAAGUAGAUGGUCUUAAUUUUUUAAUGAGUUUUCUCAGAAGGGUCAUGUCAUACAGUCCUUUCAUGAAUGGAACACGGCCAGAAUUAUGCAAUGAACAGCAUGAUUCCUCAUCACUCAAUGAGGAUUGACAAUGUGUAAAAGACGCAGAUAUGCUAGUAGAUUUUCCCAGUAAUUGUGCGAGAGUUUUCUGCUGGAAAAUUCAAACACGGUAGCUUAACAGCAGUAGUGGAGGGCAGCUUUAUUAUAAGGGAGAGCUUCAAACUAUAUCCUCAUUUUGUAGAAGGAACCCAGGUAGGGAUGUCCAAUGAUUUCCAUUUUGGCUAGAACUCUAGAGCAACAAAUGCAGAUGUGAAUGGGACAUUUUUUUGAUGGGGUUUCUGUAAAUACUUCACCAGUAAAAACUAAUCCUUUCUAUGAGACUUUAGGAUACUGUGGUUUCUGAGAUUCAUGAACAAUUAUUUUGCAUUGCUUUUCUUUCUAGUUGAUGGUUCUUGGUAGUAUUUAAUGAUAGCACAGUUUGGGAUUUAUCUUGUUGUUUUGGAAGGGAGAAGAUAUUGUGCUUUUUUUUCCUCAAAGGGAAAACACCAGGUUUGCCCAGACAGACUAACAAUCUCUUGUCCUAAAGCACAUAUUAUCAUGAAUUAACUCAGGAAACCAUUUGAAAGAAAAUUAAAAUGUAGUACUGGUGGAUGGUGAUUUUGUGAAAAAAGUGGUUUCAAUUCUUUCAUAAAAAUCAAACUAUAGCUCAUUUUGUUAGACCCAGGAAUGCCUAAACAUUGAUUUUUGUAAUUUAUCACCAUUGGUAAUUAAACAGAGUAAAACAUUUUGAUAACACUUCUGGUUAUCCCAAAGGGAUUUCAUAUGUGUAGGCAACCCACAAACUUAAGAACAGAUGCUUGGUGUUUAUGCUGCCUCAUUGAGAAACAUCAUGUUAAAAUAGUAUUUCCCACAGAAACUUAUUCAUACUGAUUGAAUAAUAUUUUCCUGACAGUAAGAGGCCCUUUAUAUGUGAAGAACGAAAAGAACUGCUUACCUUGGCCUUAAGGUUAACUAGAAAACAUAGGCUUAAACUAGGCAAAGUAUGUUUUUGGCAUUCUCUACAUUCUCUUUCUCCUGGCUUUCCAGCUCCCACAUGCUGUCCUACUUGAGUACCUCACCAAGAGGACUCCAUGAUUAAAGCUUACUCCAGAAGCCUUCUGUGCCCCCAAAGGACCUCACAAAUCUCCUUCUCCAAAUCAAAACUUCUAUUCUCACCAAACAGCUAUUUUCAGCUAAAAAGGUGAAAGGAGCGGUAUCUCUAAAUUAAUUCACAUUUUUCUGUAAGUAGCUAGUAGAUAAUUGGCGUUUUUCAAGUUCCAUUAAUCGAAUGAGUUUCUAGUUGCUGGAUUUUCAGGCAAUCUAACCAGAUGAGAAUAAUUUUAAAUUCAUUUUUUAUCAGGGAAGAUAUGUUUGGGCAAGGAAUUUACACAGUAUGCCCCAGGGUCAGAUUAUCCAAUAAACUGUUUCUUUUUUGCACAGCUCCUUCUUUUCUACUUCUCAAUCUACAUUUUCUCUUAAAAACUUGCAAGCUUUUUAAUCACAGUGAACUUGUAUGAUAGCAUGGUGUGAAGGGAGGCAGUUGUUGUUAAGCCCAUAUUUAUCUGUAUUCUUGUUCCUCAUACUAUAUGAUCUGUAACAUAAGGAAUCUUCCUUCCCCAGCCCCUAUUCCUGUUGUACUGAUAAAGAAACAAGAGCACAGAAAGGUUGAAUGCAAACUAUCAGUGGAGUCCAAUUCUCCAGGUCCUUUGUCUAGAUUUCAGGACACAGAGAUCCUAUUUAUCACAAUGUUACUUCUCAGCAAGAAUGCAAGCCGUAUUAAGUAUAGAUUGGUCAACUGCAAUUAAAUUCCCUUAGAACAGUUUCUUAUAUUUCAAAGCUUAUUCAGGUAUUUUUGGCAUGUAUCUCAAAAUGAAUGAUUGCUGAAAUUAACAAUACAAUUCAGUAGUGUGCUAUCUGCCUUUCUAUGAAAGAGCAGAGUGGCAUUGACAGUGAUUAUUCACAAAUACAUUAUACUCAUGGUUCCACUGUUCCUGGUUUUAGUCUUACAAUAUAGUGAAGUCUGUUGUAUAAUUUGAAUAAAAUAAUAAUGCUUGAUCACCUGAAAUUCAAUUUGGUUGCUAACACUUGAAGGUAUAGUAAGUCCUAAAUUAUAGGCAUAAGUUUCUUUGAAAUAUGGAAAAAAAACACAAAAGGAAAAGUAAUACAGAAAUUCAAGCUUGCUCACUUACAUUAUACAUGUAUUCCACAAAUUAUGUACCUUUUAGUUUAUUGACCAGCAAGAAAUCUUAGCUAAAUUCUUAGAAAUAAAUAUGUAUGUGAUUGCCAAGUUAGGAUUUUUUCUGUAUUCACAUUUCUAAACCUUAGACAAUAGAACUUCUUUGGAUGACUGUUUAGCUUUCAUUCUGUUUGUCUAAUUAUGUGAACUAAUUUAUUUUUCAAAAGGUAUUUAUUAAGCAUCUAAUUUUAUGUGGGUCAGUUCUAGAGAAUGUACUAAGUGCAUUAAUUUCUUAAUAAAUUCUCAUAAUGUGACCAAUUAGAUUUAUUUGCUUUUUUCUUUCCUAUCAACUAAUAUUGCUUAGGUCACAUUUGAGUUCUCUUUUCAAGUUCACUCUGUCUGAAAUUGCUACCACUUAUAGCAAAAAAAUGUAAGUUCGUUUUUGAGUAUGAUAAAAUUAUUUUUGACAUCAUGAAAGCAGUCUAGCAGGAAACAGCCAUUUUAAAAGUUAUACAAGAAACCUUAAUUAAAUAUCCAAAUGCCAACAUGGUUUGGAAAUGAGAAUUUAUCUUGCAGUAAUUUCCACAGUGCAAAACAAGGAGAAUGGUGGUUUUUCUGUGUUUGAUUUUUUUUUAACAGUAAGUAGUGUUGGUAGUUGUUACAUAGGAUUUAUGUAGAGUGAGCAUAAUUCGAUAUAGCCACAAUAAAAAAAAAUGUCUUGCCAGCACUUCCCAAGUACUUUGGGAUUCCUCAACUUAUUUCUUGAUCUAGAAAAUAUUAUAUUUACUGGCAUUUUAUUGCACUUCUCAAGAAAGAAAUGGCGUUAAAUAGAAGUUGUGUAUAAAUUUGAUUCACAUAUACUUAAACACUUAAAAGCUGCAAUUGGAAAAAAAGGUCCUCACUAUUCGGAUAACUGUAUUUUCUUUUUCUGACUACAUUAUGGAGUUUAUACCAUCGUUUAUUUUAUGAAUGUUUUCUUUGAAGCACUGUUCCUUUUGACAUUAAAAUUUUCAUUGUACUACAUUUUUCAUGUAAGACCAAAGCUAGUAGUGCAUUUUACAGUGUUUUUUCCCUCACAGUGCUGCUUAAAGAAAUGGCUGUCAUUUUGAAUUUACAACAUGCCAAAGAUGACACAGAAAUUAUAUUUAUUUUUGUUUUUGUUAAAUCUUUGUGAGCAACAUUUAUCAAGAUAUCAUGUUAAAUUACUGGCAUUCUCUGGGUACUAAAUAAAAAGGCUGCAACUUUCUAA